CUCACCUGUCAAACCAGGCAAAGUUCGGCAGCCGGGAUCUUGCCGGAGUGGGCGUGGCCAGUCCCGGGAUAGAAAGUUCGAGGAAGGAAGUUAGAAAAAAGAUGUCCAAAGUGAAGAGCGGAUGCUCCACCACCUCCUCGCCGACUCUCUGACGUCACAGCCCCGCGGCGAACAUGGCGUUCCACGGCGGGGAACUUCUGGAAGUUGACAUAUGCGACGUCGAGGACGACUUCUGCGGCUUCCAGCGGUGGAAGAGCCCCGACGACGAGGCGCCGCGGGACGUCCCCGCCGACCAGCCGCAGGUGUCGGCUUCCGCGGGGACCGACGACGCGCGGAACCCGAGGACGUCCAUCGUGGACGGGCUGCUGGUGGAGCUCUACGAGACGUACAGCGGCGGCCGGAGGAACGCGGACAGCUGGGACAGUUCCACCGAGGCGUCCGGGCCGGACAGCUUCCUGGGCCGGACCAACACCGGCUCCGGUUUCCUCCAGGAGCUCCAGGAGAAACACACUAGGAGGCACCAGGUUCGAUACCUGCUCCAGAAAGUGUGUGAUCGUCUGACAAGAUGGCUGCCAGGUGCCGUAGCUAAGUCGGUAUGUUUUAAAGUUGUUGUUUGCCUGCAUAUCGUAAAAACAACCGUCCAACAUUUUACAACUAAUUGUAAACUUAUAGGUGCCGACCAUCAGGGCCGAGUUGCGACGAGAGAGUGUGUCGAUGUUAAGAUAUUAAGCCGAGUUGCGCCCGAGGAGCUGCACGCCAUCCUGCAGGAAGUCAAGCACCGCACGGGCGUCCAGUCGGCGAAGCUCAUCCGCCAGCUGAAACGACACGACCGACUCGAGCACAAACUGCAAAAAAACUACGACAUCAUCACGGCGUGCCUGCAGGCCGUCUCGCAGAAAAGACGUGUGGACACUCGGCUGAAGUUCACUAUUGAACCAUCUGUUGGGAAGAAUGGAUUCCAGCAGUGGUACGACGCCCUCAAAGCCGUGGCCAGACUUCCCACCGGCAUCCCCAAAGAAUGGAGGAAGCGGGUGUGGCUGACGCUGGCCGAGCAGUACCUCCACAGCAUCUCCAUCGACUGGGACAAGACGCUCCGUUUCGCUUUCAACGAGCGCAGCAACCCGGACGACGACUCGCUGGGCGUCCAGAUCGUCAAGGACCUGCACAGGACGGGCUUCAGUUUUUACUGCGGCCAGGAGGGGGAGCAGGACCGGGUGGUGCUGAAGCGGGUGCUGCUGGCGUAUGCCCGCUGGAAUAAAAGCGUGGGCUACUGCCAAGGCUUCAACGUGCUGGCAGGGCUCAUACUGGAGGUGACCGAGGGCCAUGAGAGCGAUGCGCUGAAGGUGAUGAUCUACCUGAUCGACAAAGUGCUUCCCGAGAGUUACUUUGCCAACAACCUGCGGGCGCUGUCAGUGGACAUGGCGGUGUUCCGAGACCUGCUGCGCCUGAAGCUGCCCAGGUUGUCCCAUCACCUGCACCACCUGCAGAGGGCGGCCAACAAGGAGGCGGGAGGUCGCUACGAGCCGCCGCUCACCAACGUCUUCACCAUGCAGUGGUUCCUCACCAUGUUCGCCACCUGCUUGCCGGCGCCCACGGUGCUCAAGAUAUGGGACUCGGUUUUCUUCGAGGGCUCCGAGGUCCUCUUCCGGGUGGCCCUCGCCAUCUGGGAGCGACUGGGAGAGAGGAUCAUGUCCUGCCAGACGGCGGACGACUUCUACAGCACCAUGGGGGGUCUCACGCAGGAGAUGCUGGACCGCAACCUGGUGGAUCCCCCUGCGCUCAUACAGGAGGUUUACGGCCUGGCGGCGUUCCCGUUCCCCCAACUGGCGGAGCUGCGGGAGAAGUACACCUACAACAUCACGCCCUUCCCCACCUCCGUCAGGCCCAGCGGGAGCACGCACGGCGGAUGGGAGAGCGACGAGGACGACGGCGAGGUGGAGGCGGACGACGAAGACGCCAUGACCACGGCGCUGGGCUGUCUGGGGCCGCUGGGAGGCCUGCUGGCACCCGAGCUCCAGCGCUACCACAAACACCUGAAAGACCACCGAGCCGAGCAUGGGAACAUGGCGGAGCUGAGUCCGGGGGCGGUGGGCGGAGCCAGGGCGGAGCACCAGGCGGCCAUCAACAGCAUGAUGAUGGAGAGGAUGAGCACGGACAUCAGCGCGCUGAAGAAGCAGUACGCUCGCAUCAAGAGGCGGCAGCAGCAGCAGGCCAUGCAGCUCUGCAUACGCACAGACAAGUGUCCUGCCACCCGCGUCCUGGCGUCCCAACUCAACCCCUCCAGCACCGUCAUCAACCAUCUCCUCCUGGGUCGGAAACCCGCCGCCCACACUCCCCCGGGCGGCCACCGCGCUCCUUCCCCACAGACCCGGGACUCCCCGCGCCGCGGCCCACGGCCCUCCAAUAGCAGUGUGUCGUCGGGCAGCUCCGGGGGAGGGGUGGGGUCUCCCUGGCGAGCUCACGUGCGAGCUCAUCGCCGGAACGUGGCGAGGGCGCGUGCGCAGCUGGGCUUCGGGGAUUCCAGGGAGGUGGAUGAGAGUGUGAAGAUUGAGGAGGAGGAGAGAUGUGCCGAGUUUUCAUUUCCAGCGUGCGAGAGUGCUGAGGGGACGGAGGUGAGCGAGGUGGAGGUGCAACUGGAUUCCAUGGACUUGGAGGACACAACCACGCAACCCGUCCCUGUCUCGCCGCCAUCCUCAAACCGGCACAGGGACUCGUCAGGUUCUGAGAACUGUAACAGACCUUUUCCCGCCGUCACGCCACCUCACAAUGACACCUCUUCUUCACCUUCACCUGUGUCUACGUUCACAUCCGGAGAUCCAUCCUCCUCCCCGACGCCGCCCUCCACACCUCCUCCAAGCUCCGCCCACUGCCUUGCUUCCUCCACACCUCUCCAAGGCUCCUCCUCCUUUUACAAAACCCCCUCCCCCUCCGCGCCGUCGCUCUCGUCCACGUGCUCACCGUACCUCCACGCUUCCCCGUCCACGCCGGCCUUCACGUGCACGGCGACCCAGGCGCAGGUCUUCUCGCCGUUCCCGUGCGUCAAGAUGCCCAGGAAGUCGGCGGCGGCCCGCAACCUGGGCCUGUACGGCCCCACCUCCAGGACGCCCACGGUCCACUUCCCCCAGCUGAGCCGCAACUGUAGCAGUGCCGGCAGCACCACCAGGAGGCGCUGAGGACCUCCCGUCACCCACACCACGUUGCCUCCUGAACAUUGCCGGAAAAAUGACGGAAGUCUUAGCCAUCCGCUCGUCUCUAUGCCAAGAAGCUGAAGCUGAAUAUGUCCCAGAAUAUGUAACCUCGCAUGAAGACUGCGGGAACGUAAACAACAAUAAACCACGGUGAGGAUGUUUGUGUUCCAA
This is a messenger RNA of Nerophis ophidion (straightnose pipefish), 3359 nucleotides long. It is a transcript of the gene tbc1d30, whose product is annotated as TBC1 domain family, member 30. The record is from RefSeq and is a predicted model, not a curated record. NCBI's taxonomy places the organism in Eukaryota, Metazoa, Chordata, Actinopteri, Syngnathiformes, Syngnathidae. The transcript has 15 exons. Gene Ontology annotation, cellular component: endoplasmic reticulum. Bases 174 to 3173 code for a protein of 999 amino acids.